CGUUCAGGGCAGACGUGCAUCCGAACUUUUGUUUGUGUUUACGUGAUUCGAUGUUUUCGCGCUAUAUUUUACAAUGACUAUUAAACGUAUUAAUUGAUUUGUGUUGUAUGACAGUGCUUCGCUGAGGCAAAUAUAAGCCCUGAAUUAGUGCCAUGAAUGGGGCAAGUAUGAGAGGGGGGCGCCGGAUACCCACUCCAAUGCCCCCAUCCAGAGAAGCCCAAUACUAUGCUAACAGAACAACACCUCGCUUGGUCGGUUCAGAUUCAUCGUACAAGUUGAGUCCUCACGAAAUUGAAGCGCUCAAUGUGGUCAAAGCAGCAACCCCGAAAAUGGAUAAAAACGGUUACUUUUCCUACGUAUCUUCCACCGCAAAGAAGAAAAAAAUAAGCUUGAUGCAACCUCGACCUCCACGGAUGGCUUUUGAGGAAAAGCGUAGACCAGGGGUGGCUGAAAGGGUCGACAGUUCGGCUGUAAACGCCGGAGAACACAGACGUGUGGAGGCUAUGUCGCACCGUGUUUUGACAGAUGCGCCACGCGCGCGUUUGUUUACGCAACUCGAAAGUUAUCAACCAAGAUACCAUACGAUACGUGAAAAUAGUGAUAGAAAAGUGGAAAGUGAGUGCAAAAGAAGAAGGAAUGAGCAGAGAAAAGGACAUCAAAGUACAGUCAGAUCAACAAAAUGCAGCGGCGGCUCUCCUCACAGAGAAAGGCGACGUCGGGAGGAAGAACCACAAGCUUCAGGCUUCAGUGGAGCCCUACACAGAACACCUCCUCAUCCCCCACCAGCACUCUUACGCCGUCUGGGAGUCAAGGAACCAACUGGUGUUGGAAAGGUGAAAGUAAUGUUAAGAGUUGGUGCAUCUGGCGAAGGCCCAUUCACAAGUGGCACACAGACCUUUUCACUUGACAAGCGCAAGAAGCAAGUAACACUAUGUGAGACAGCACCAGGUGCCAGUGCACCAGAGGACCGAAAAGUGGGCGUGGCAGCACCUAAGAUGUUCGCUUUUGAUGCUAUCUUCUCACAAGAUGACUCACAAAUUGAAAUAAGUUCAAGCGCGUUAACCGACGUCAUUCACGCGGUCAUUAAUGGAACGGACGGUUGCCUCUUCUGCUUCGGACAUGCAGGUUUGGGCAAAUCGUACACAAUGUUGGGGCGACCGGACGCAUCUUCCCUUGGAGUGAUCCCUUGUGCCAUUUCCUGGCUGUUCAGGGGGAUUGCUGAACAACGACACAAGUGCGGGACACGAUUUUCUGUUCGCGUAUCCGCUGUAGAGUUAUGCACUAACACGAAUCAAAUUCGAGAUUUGUUGGCCCCUUACCAUAACGAUACGGAACAAUCACCAGGCGUAUACCUUCGUGACGAUCCGCUGUUUGGGACUCAUUUACAAAACCAGUCUGAGUUAAGGGUGCACAGCGCUGAGAAAGCGGCUUUCUACCUAGAUGCAGCUCUUCAAACUCGUGGUGCGAGAGAAGAAGGAAAAGACAGCCACCUACUAUACACUCUCCAUGUUUACCAGUACAGUGUUGGCGGCAAAGGCGCAGUUGCCGGAGGACGAAGCCGAUUACAUCUAAUCGACUUAGGAAACUCAGAACGCGGAAAAACUAACGGAGGGAUACCUUUAUCUGGCUUAGGAAAUAUACUACUAGCAAUUUUCAAUGGCCAACGACAUUUGCCCUACCGAGAUCACAAUCUAACCCACGUCUUAAAGGAAUGUCUUGGUUCCUUGACUUGCCACACAGCUAUGAUAGUACAUGUUUCCCCAAAUGUACAAAGUUACACCGAUACGUUGACAACAUUGCAGUUAGCAUCCCGAGUACAUCGUCUGCGUCGUAGAAAAAUUAAAUAUCCUUCAAAUAAUAAUGCUGGCUCUGGCGGCAGUUCUGGCGAGGAUGCAUCUAAGCCAAGCAGUAGUGAACCUGACCCAUCAAGCAGUGAUCUAUCAGCAGAUACAGUUAUAUAUGUGGGCCCAUUAGACGAUGCGACCGAUGGAGAGCAUCCACCUGUCUAUAUUCCUCAUAUAAGCUCGGGGGAUAUCAAAAGUUCCCUUAGCAAAACGUUAAGAGGCUCGAUCUUAGAUCAAAAACACAAAUCGGCCUUAUCAAAAGUUGUAGAAGAAAAAAGUCCUGUACAUAAACUGUAUGCAACUCCCAAAUCUUCUCCGCUAAAAACUGCUUUACCAUCUGCAUAUACUCCGAAGUCGUCACCUUUGCAUACAGCUAUACCAAAAGCUGUACCCAUAAAAAAAGCAAUGCCCAAACACGCAGAAGAUGGUAAAAGUACAAGUGACGAACAAUGGAUCGAUGGACCCAGAAUCUCUAAAUCUAAACUAGCAGAGGCUCGCCAUAAUAUUAUCAAAGAAACUCAAGGAAAUAAGAAAGAAACUUGGAUAGACGGACCUAUGCAAGAAUCAAAAUUGCCAUUACAAUUUGAAUCAGUACCAAUACCACCAAAUGUUAAUUCUGUGUCACUUCAACUCGGAAUACUAAACUCUUAUACUGGUGAAAAUAUUGGGUAUGGUUAUAUGGACAACCAUAAGAAAAACAUGAUAAGAAAGUGGGUUGAAAAUCAAACUUGUCAAAUACAAAAAUCUCGACAUAAUUCCCCUAGUCAUAAACCACAACAACCUUCCAAAGAGUCAAGUUCAAAAUUACCGGAUGAAAAUGAAGCUACUCAUAGAAUGGAAGCAACUAAAGAUUCAAGGCGCAUUCAUGUAGAAGAGUCUACUAUUAGAACCGGGCUAAAAGCGGGUUCAAAAUCAAUAGCCAUAGAAGAAGAAAAUUUUUGUCCACCUGAUGCAAGUACAUCGUCUAAAAAAGUAUCUGGCCAAACCAAAUCGAUAGCUAAAAGCGAAGUAGACGAAGAUGAUGAUAGUGAAGAACUAGCAGAAAUACCCCCCGCUUUACCUUUGAUACAGCCGAGUAGCCUAAGUAGUAGAGAAGUGUCAAUGGAAAGUUUAGAUAGUAAAUAUAAAGAAAGAAUGAGAAUGGGAGAUGAAAUUGUAUCUAAUCACAGUAGAGAUAUCGAUCAUCAUGGAAUGAGUAAAGGCCCGGCUGAUGAUGAGGAUGAAAUACUAGAAAUAAUUGAAGUUGAAGAACCUUUAGAGCCUGUUCCUAUGCAAGAUUGCUGUCUUCAAGUAACUGAAGAAGAUAUUGCAUUUUGUAUGGGGCUUACCAACUUUGAAGGUGAUGAUGAUGAAGAUCAUCCACUUAGAAUUUUAAGUCAAGAAAAUCUAACAGUAGCCUCAACAUUUACUGACACACUGUCAUUAUAUAGUGAAGUUGAACGCCAAAUAAGAAAUGAGGCUUAUCUAAGGCAAACUAUGGAAUUUUAUGCUCAAACUUUUGGUGAAAAUCCUGAUAUUAACCCUCAUGCCAGUUUACCUACGUCUAGAUCAAGAAUAGAUGAUCUCAUUGAAUUAACAGAAAUGUAUGGUCCUAGAAAAUUAUCAGAUGGAAAUAGUUUUGCAGCAACGAGAAUAGCACCUCAGUUUCAGUCUAUGUCGUUAUGUAAUGUUAGAGAUACGGAUGAUUACCACGCAGAUGGGUCUGUGUAUAGUGAGCCAGCGUACAGACCAAGUGAUAAAAUUUGUGAUAGUUGUAAACGAACAAUGUCGAGACCGGGUAGUGUUGUUGGUGAAUGCGAAGUAUAUCAAAAUUUAGAAAUAGCACAUAAUGACUGCUAUGGUCCAUUUGAAAGAUAUAGAGGCAAUGACAUCACUGAUGCUCGAAUAGCUUCACUAAGACAUCCAGAUGGUGCCUCUGAUCCUAAUCUUCGGGAAGAAAAUCGAAUACCAGGAAAUGGUGCUCCUUCGAGUACUUUUCGGGAAUUAAAAUCAAAUUUGCAUUUGGAGGUUAAACCUCCUGCGGUUACGGUCGAACCACGUUCUGAGAAGGGGGACAAGGGCGUAGCUAGAGUGAUAGCUAGUUCCAAACAAGACGGUUACGAUAGUGGUCACGAAUCAACUCCGAGAACAGGCAAGCACAGUCCAGCCGGAACAUCAAGAAGAGCAGAAUCAGGUUACGAUUCAGUUCCUAGAGACUCUGACGCGUCAUCAUUAGAUUCGUACCCAACACGAAGAGCUGCCGUGGCGAGAGCACACGCAAAGAAACAUACCACAGCUAAGUAUAAGCAACACAGCGAUCGAUCGUUUUGCUCUUGGCUUAGAAAUCCUUUUACAUGUAAAUAUGCUGACACCGAUCCUGAAAUCAGUGACUUUUAAUGUUCUCGGCGCCUAUUUCUCCUCUAAAACUUAUAUCACUAAGCUACGUUACCGAAUUUAAUCUGGAGACUGCUUUUGUACUCUAGAUAUACGCGUAUUUAUACGACUAUAAAAGCUUUGCGGUGAAUGUAUAAUGUUACCAUUGUAUUUUUGUAAACCUUAAAGCUUUUAGCUCUGCUCCGAAAAAUAUUUUAGGACUACCUUAGUGACUUACCUUACCUGCCACAUUGGCAAAAUGUAUAUAUCUAACUAUGUUACACAACGAAUAUCGAACGGCUCUAUAGUAUUCUGCUCAUUUUGUACUUUUAUAAUGUUUCUACUUUCUCUGUUAUAUUUUCUACUGUUAAAGCCUUUUGACAUUGUAAAUAGAUCUAGAGUCUUCCUCAGUCUUCCGUAAAUCAGGAGACAUGACUUUUCUAUACAAUAUUUAACAUUUUUUCCAAUCACUUAAUAAUUUCCAUUGGUCUUAUAUGAUUAUAUUUAGUGUUAGUAAUCAAUAAUGAAAAAUGUUUUAUAGGAUCUAUGGCCUUAGAAUUAGGAUGAUGCUUACGUUUUUAAGUGAAUGGAUUGAAUGUUGUUAUGUUUUAGUGAUAAGACUGUUGUCAUGGCCAUAUUGUAGCUUUAAUUGCGGCUCGUCCGACUGUACAUAACUAUUGCAAUCACUACGGCUUUAUGAAAUGUUAAACUUAGUUACUGCUUUACGUCAAUGUUCUGUUAAUUGUAUUCAUAUUAUUAUAAAUAUUAUAUAUCGUAAAUUCUACUAUACGUUCGUAUUAGUUCAAAAUAAACUGUUCUAUGAACUUGA
Pieris napi is the source of this 5025-nucleotide messenger RNA. RefSeq names its product kinesin-like protein CG14535. The record is from RefSeq and is a predicted model, not a curated record. Gene Ontology annotation, biological process: microtubule-based movement. The transcript has 10 exons. NCBI's taxonomy places the organism in Eukaryota, Metazoa, Arthropoda, Insecta, Lepidoptera, Pieridae. The coding region runs from base 153 to 4220 and encodes 1355 amino acids. Gene Ontology annotation, molecular function: microtubule motor activity; ATP binding; microtubule binding.